Molecule: messenger RNA, 1092 nt
Organism: Penaeus vannamei (Pacific white shrimp)
Lineage: Eukaryota; Metazoa; Arthropoda; Malacostraca; Decapoda; Penaeidae
Product: sulfotransferase 1C4
Biological process (GO): sulfation
Cellular component (GO): cytoplasm
Molecular function (GO): sulfotransferase activity
Source: RefSeq, a predicted model, not a curated record
CUCGAGGGAAACGAGUGGGCAAAACUAAUCGAAAACUUCACCGGUUUCAAGAAUGGCUUGGUUAGGCUCUCUCCCGGCGGGUGGGUCUACUCGAAGAAUUAUUGUAACUUCGCCGACAAACUCUAUAACUUCGAGUUCCGCAAGAGCGACGUGCUGGUGAUGACGUGGCCAAAAUGCGGCACAACGUGGACGCAGGAGAUCGUGUGGACGAUGAGGAACAACAUGGAUCUCGAUCACCCCGAGGCGGAGCGGCCAUCUUGGAUCGGGUGCCGUUCAUGGAAGCCGACAUGUUCCAUUCCGAAGACGAAUCCGAAAGCGAGAGGCCCGUGUCCGAAUCCUUCAAAAAGCUGUGUCCGAACGCCGACCCGCGCGACGGCGUGAACCUCCAGCUGGCUCAGUCACUCCCCGACCCUCGUACGCUGAAGACGCAUCUGCCUUUCUCUCUCUUCGCUCCUUCGCUCCUGGAGAAGGCCAAGGUGGUGUACGUCGCCAGGAACCCGAAGGACGCGGUGCUCUCCUACCUGCACCACCACAGGCUCUUCAGGCAGCUGUCCUUCCUCGGUUCCCUGGAGACCUUCGUCGAGUACUUUCUCGAAGAUAAUUUGCUCUACGGGCCCUACUGGCUGCACCUGAAGGAAGCAUGGGAGAGGCGUCCGCAUCCCAACCUGCACUUCGUUUUCUAUGAGGAUCUGAAGGCGGACAUUAUGGGGGAACUAAAGAGAUUGGAUGCCUUUCUCGGGACGGGACUCAGCCACGAUCAACUCGCCAAUGUCGCCAAAUACACCAGUUUCGGAGAGAUGAAAGCGAGAAACAAUCUGUUGAUAAACAAAGACAUCUUCAAGAACGCAGAAAUUAUCGACCAAGAAGUCCUCCAGAAAGACGGUGGAUUCUUCAGGCAAGGUAAAUCUGGGGACUGGAAGACUAAAUUAACACCUGACUUGAUUGAGAAGCUGGACGACUGGAUCAGUGAAAAGUGUGAUUUUGGAAUUAGCUUUAAGUGACGCUUGUGUCCAGUUAAAUUAGUUGAAUUCAAAGGAAAUUUGUAAAGUUGGGAAACAAGCAAUAUAAUGGAAUAAAGUGAUGUUAAGCAAU